Messenger RNA from Lactuca sativa (garden lettuce), 963 nucleotides. Lineage: Eukaryota; Viridiplantae; Streptophyta; Magnoliopsida; Asterales; Asteraceae. The record is from RefSeq and is a predicted model, not a curated record.
AUGGGGAGGGUUGUCGAGAUUGGGUGGGUUAUAGGGUUUCAGAUCGCCAAGGAGAUUAUUAGACAUGUUCUCACUCUUCGUUACCUUCAUGAUGUAUCUACUUCGUCGGAGAUUGUGGGGCCGAUUUUCCUCUCCGAUUACAACAGAGGGAAGUUUGUUCAACAAACACAAACACAACCAGAAACGGUCGUUUCUGAUUCUGAACUGGAAUUCGUUACAAAAACUCAACCCACUCGAGCAAAAACUAAAAGAAAAGAGAAGGCGGAGGCUAAAUGUUGGGAACCCCUGGAAGUGUUAGUGUUGGCACAAUCUUGGAUCGAUAUUUCAGAAGAUGCGGAGGUUGGAAAAAGCCAAAAGCAUGACCGCUUUUGGAUUCGCGUUUUACAUAGGUUUCAUAAAGGAAUGAACUAUGGAGAACACCGUUCAAAACAUCAAGUGUACUCUAAAUGGAGGAAGAUGAACAACAAAAUCAUGUUGUUUAAUGAUUUGUAUAACAACAUGAAACGUCAAUGGAAAAGUAGAGAAAGCGAUGAAGUGAUUUUGAAGAAAACGUUGAAAGUCAAAACAUCAGACGAGCAUAUCGAUAGUGGUUCAAAACGCAGUAGAACAUCUGAGUCCGACCACACUACAUCAGAUGCUCGUGUUCAAUUUGAUCUGAACGAAGAUGAACCUGUUCCAGUUUCACCACCUUCUCGACCAAUGGGAAGAGACAAAGCAAAAAGCAAAGGCAAAGACAAAACGUCGGAUUUAGAUGAGUUGAAAGAAAUUGGGGACGACAUGAAGGGUAUAAAAGAUGAAAUGGACAAGAUUUUGCAAAUUGCUUCUGAAAGAGAGCUUCGGAAACAAAGGGUGAGCGAUAUGCGAAUACUAACGAUGGACACGUCGAAAAUGAACGGGGACGAGCUUCAAGUUAUUUUGGCGAUGAAGAAGGAAGUGAAAAAACGUUACGUAUACCGUGGCUAA